CCUUUUCUUGUUCUCAUCAAACUGUCUCUCUCUCUCUCUCCCCCAUACACACAGACACGCACUCAAAUCUUCCCCAAGAGGUCACUUUAAUUCAUCAGUGGUGUAAUCACUUAAUCUGGGCCAAGUUCAUGGGAAGUAGAUUCAUCAACAACCAGUUUGUAAGCGAGGUAGAAGAUGUCGAAAAUUCGCCUGAAAACAGUGGAGAUUCGCCCACCUCCACCAUGUGUAACGAUACCAAGAUGACUUUCACUUCGUCUCCAAAGAGAAGUAGGCGAGCCAUUCGAAAAAGAGUGGUGUCGGUGGCAAUCAAAGAUGUUGAAGGAUCAAGGCUUAAGGGCGAUCAUAUGAGUAAUCCACCUUCUGAUUCUUGGGCAUGGAGAAAAUACGGCCAAAAGCCCAUCAAAGGUUCACCCUAUCCUAGAGGAUAUUACAGGUGUAGUAGCUCAAAAGGUUGUCCCGCAAGAAAACAAUUGGAAAGGAGUAGACAGGACCCUAAUAUGUUGGUGGUAACAUAUUCUUAUGAACACAACCACCAGUGUCCGGCUUCUAGGAAUCAUCACAUCCACCGCCGUAACGCCGCCGCCGCCGCCGCCAUGACAACGACACAUACUACACCUUCGAUUUCUGAAGAAGAAGAAGAUCAAGAUCAAGAUCAAGAGCAGAAAGAGCCCAUAAUUGCUUCCAGUGAAGCUGAAAUCAAUUCUGAAGAUAAAUUUUCCAAUCUUGAUGAAGGGUCCUUAAUUAACGGCAGUGAGUUUGGAUGGUUCCCAGAUUUUUACCCUACUUCUUGCACCAUGCUAGAGAACCCGAUUUUAACUGAAGACAGAGAUAAUACUGAUUCCGAUAUGUCUAUGAUCUUCACAAUGCGAGAAGAAGAUGAAUCACUUUUUGCUGAUCUUGAUGAAUUGCCGGAGUGUUCAACCGUGUUCCGCCGUGAGAUGGUGCAGAGAGAGGUGGCGCACAGGCGGCGCAGCCUUGCAACCACCGGGUGAGAUCAGCCAAUACGUCAUAUUUGUCUUUUCUUAGCAAAAUAUUUUAAUUUCAACGAGAUAGGCGUAUCGUGCGGCGUGAGAUAACCCAGAAAGAAAAAGUAUUUUUUAUGUUAUUUUUCUUAAAAUAUCUUAGCGUAGUGGUUAGGGAAUAAAAUGUUAAUUUAUUUGCAUUAUGUCAUAAUCUCAUUGUAAUUAGCACCAAAGCCGUCGGUUAGAGGUAACUUUUCGAAAUAUUACAUUUGAAAUA
Messenger RNA from Olea europaea var. sylvestris, 1239 nucleotides. Its product is annotated as probable WRKY transcription factor 65. The transcript is spliced from 3 exons. Gene Ontology annotation, biological process: regulation of DNA-templated transcription. Lineage: Eukaryota; Viridiplantae; Streptophyta; Magnoliopsida; Lamiales; Oleaceae. Bases 129 to 992 code for a protein of 287 amino acids. The record is from RefSeq and is a predicted model, not a curated record. Gene Ontology annotation, molecular function: transcription cis-regulatory region binding; DNA-binding transcription factor activity. Gene Ontology annotation, cellular component: nucleus.